UCUGCAAACCCCCCUCCUCUUCCCCACCCAACCCCCCUCCCUUCUCUCUCUCUCUACACAGAAAGAAAACGCGAGAAAAUUAAGUGCCCACCGAGAAAAUAAUCACCAGACAAAAUCCCCAAACUGCAAAAACCCUAGCUCAGAAAAAUACUCGGCGCCGAGAGAGAACCAAAGAGAAAAAGUCCGACAGUAAUAAUCGAUAGAUAUUUAUCUCCUGGGUCGAUCGAUCUAUACAAGGGAAAAUACGAAAAACGCCAUUUUUGUGGUUUCCGAUUAUCGAGCGAUUCGACAAGAAGAAAAAGAAGAAGAAGAAGAAAAAUGAGGAUCAGGAAGAACGCGAAGGUUUCGCCAGUUCUUAUGAUGUAUUCCUCCAGCUCGUCGCACGCUUCGGCUCCCGAGGGCGCUCUGCAGACUCACGUGUGCCAGCUCAACCAGUCUCCCUGGGAUGUGAUUCCUUUCUCCCAAUACUCUCUCCUGACUGAAGGCGACGAUUUUAAUAGCUGCUUCACGGGAAAUGGGAGCUUGGGCGAAUCCAUUGGAGCUGUCGAGAGCAGCGUGGCGUCGAUGAUGGAUAUUGGAGAAGACAACAAUCCGGCGAUGAAUAAUGGGGAGAACAACAAUGUAAUUAUCGUGGACGAAAAGUGCGCCCGCAAGAUUAAUAACAAUAAAAACGACAAUAAGAAAAAGGCUGUGAAGGUCGCGAACGACAACGGAAUGGGGAGGGGGAAUCUAAUAAUGGGGCUGUGCCAGAAAAACGACGGCAAAGGAUGGCAAUGCAAGAGGGAAGCCAAGGAAAACUACAAUUUCUGCGAGCACCAUUUGUCCCUUUUUAGGUCUUACAAUAACAGUAAUAGUACUGCUAACAACAACAACAACACCGUUGAUACUACUGCUUCUAAGCAGAAAUCCGCCGCGGCGACUCUCCGCCGCACCCGUGGCGCCUCCGCCGCCGCCACCGCCAAAAGACCGAGUUCGUCAAAUUCGAACCCUUACGAAUUCUACUAUUAUUCUGGAUUCGGGCCGCUGUGGGCAAGAAGGCGAGGCGAGAGAGGAGAUCACGGCGGCGGCGGAGGCGGAGGAGGAGGAGAUAGUGACAAAGCUGAGAUCAAGGCGGCGGUGGAGAAUAGUAAUUCGUCUGAGCGAAGCACUCCUCCGUUGUCUUCGACGACGACGACGACGACAUUGAAAAUCGAGAAUAAUCGGGAAUUUGAUUACGUCGAGGACGAGGAUGAAGACGAGGAGGACGACGUUGUAAGUGGGGAUAGCGGAAAGAAGCGGAUGCGGAAGCCGGUCAAGGCCCGGUCGCUGAAAUCCCUAAUGUAGAUCGAUUGCAGUCGAAAUUUAUUUUAUUUUAUUUUAUCUUAUUUU
Molecule: messenger RNA, 1368 nt
Organism: Morus notabilis
Lineage: Eukaryota; Viridiplantae; Streptophyta; Magnoliopsida; Rosales; Moraceae
Product: homeobox protein 13
Exons: 3
Coding region: 319-1323 (334 amino acids)
Source: RefSeq, a predicted model, not a curated record